Xenopus tropicalis (tropical clawed frog) is the source of this 4098-nucleotide messenger RNA. It is a transcript of the gene fer, whose product is annotated as fer (fps/fes related) tyrosine kinase. The transcript has 20 exons. Gene Ontology annotation, molecular function: protein tyrosine kinase activity; kinase activity; non-membrane spanning protein tyrosine kinase activity. The record is from RefSeq and is a predicted model, not a curated record. The coding region runs from base 499 to 2967 and encodes 822 amino acids. Gene Ontology annotation, cellular component: cytoskeleton. Lineage: Eukaryota; Metazoa; Chordata; Amphibia; Anura; Pipidae.
AUUCGCUCCAUCACUUCUCAUUCUCCCCCAGGCGGGUACGUCGGCGUGCCUGCGCUCCCACUCACAGUGUCCGUAACGGUAGUCUCAUCUCGCGAGAGUAUGACGGGAGUGUGGGAGCGCUGGCCGGCAGAGCCGAGAUGAUGGACAUUUAAACAGUUAUCCGGGGCUGGGGGCUGUGUUAUGAGAUUCGGGAGUGUCCCGCGGAAAGCGGGAUAGGCAGGCGUUUCAGCUUGAGUAGUUGUGGCCUGGAGCAAGACUUUUUGAAGGGAAGUUACAGACACUUGCAUUCCUCUGCAGAAACAGGAUUCCUAAGCGUAAACCGGAUUUUGUGUCCAGCAGCUUAAAGCUGCUCCUGGGCCUGAAUGACCAGCACCGGCAUGCAAGGAAAUGAACUAGCUCCUGCACUCGGAUUACAGGAUACAAGCUCCAGAAGUCUGGGUAUGUGUUGACCAAAAAGAAUUUCUAUAAUCAUCACAGCUUCCAAGUGGCGUGGGGAAGAUGGGCUUUGGCAAAGAGCUCAGAUCUUCUCAUGAUGCUCUGCUCAAACUACAAGACUGGGAGCUGCGGCUGUUGGAAACUGUGAAGAAAUUUAUGGCAUUGAGAAUUAAAAGCGACAAGGAGUAUGCUUCGACUUUACAGAACCUUUGCAACCAGAUGGACAAGGAGAGCGCCCUCCCGCUUGAUUACAUAAGCAAUGUAUCCAAUUCAUGGUUGCACUUGGUGCAGCAGACAGAACAGCUAAGCAAAAUUAUGAAGACGCAUGCCGAGGAACUCAAUGCUGGGCCACUCCACCGCCUUACCACUUUGAUUAAAGACAAGCAACAUGUAAAAAAGAGUUACAACAAUAUCCACCAGCAGAUUGAGGCUGAAAUGAACAAGGUCUCAAAAACAGAACUGGAAAAGCUGAAGUCAAGCUAUAAACAGUUAACAAAAGAAGUAAAUUCUGCUAAAGAGAAAUUUAAAGAUGCAUCGACAAAGGGAAAAGAGACAGAGAAAGCCAGAGACCGAUAUGAUAAAGCAAACAUGAAGCUUCAUAUACUUCAUAACCAAUAUGUCCUUGCUGUAAAAGGAGCUCAGCUUCAUCAGCAUCAAUAUUAUGACUCCACUCUCCCCCUCCUGUUGGAUUCUCUGCAGAAGAUGCAAGAGGAAAUGAUACAAGCCCUUAAAGGCAUUUUUGCUGAAUACUGCCAGAUUACCAGCCUUGUUUCUGAGGAAAUUGUUGCUGUUCAUAAGGAGCUUGAGACUUGUGUUGAGGAAAUUAAUCCAAGCACAGAGUAUGAAAACUUCAUUGAAAAGCACAGGACGGAAGAGACCAGGGAACCAGAUAUAGAAUUUGACACGUCUUUAUUAGAGGAAAUAGAAAAUCUGCAAGCCAAUGAAAUCAUGUGGAACAAUCUCACUGCAGACAGUUUAAAUUCAAUGUUAAAAACAGCAACCGAAGAACUAUCUCAGACACAGCAAUCCCUUUUAACCAAAGAGGAACAACUGUCUAAACUAGAAGUGAACCUAGAAGAAUCUGCUAGCACUUGUGAAAAAAAGUCUGAUGCUGUGCUAUUGCUAAGCCAAAAACAAGCCAUUGAAGAGCUAAAGCAGUCAAUUGAGCAACUGAAGUGUGCAGAGUCAAAACUGUCAGCCCAAAAGAUGCUACUGGACCAGAAAAUUCAGCAAAAUGAAGGAAAGGAGCCUCCUCCAGUGGUUAAUUAUGAAGAGGAUGCCAGAUCUGUUUGUUCCGUGGAUAAAAAGGAAAAGGUUUCAAAAUUUGAUACUUUCCGACAUUCAAUAGCAGGAAUUAUCAGAUCACCAAAAUCAAUGCUUGGCUCCUCAUCAUUGCUUGAUGGAAUAUCAGCCAUUGAGAAGCCUUUAUCAGAGCAAGAUUGGUACCAUGGUGCAAUUCCAAGGGUGGAGGCACAAGAACUACUAAAGCAGCAAGGAGACUUCUUGGUGCGAGAAAGCCAUGGGAAACCUGGUGAAUAUGUCCUUUCUGUGUUUUCAGAUUCACAACGGAGGCACUUUAUCAUUCAGUUUGCUGAUAAUCAAUAUAGAUUUGAAGGAACUGGAUUUCCAACAAUCCCACAACUUAUAGAACAUCACUACACAACUAAACAAGUCAUAACAAAAAAAUCAGGGGUCGUUCUACUGAAUCCUGUGGUUAAGGAUAAAAAGUGGAUUCUGAAUCAUGAAGAUGUUACCCUUGGAGAAUUGUUAGGAAAAGGCAAUUUUGGCGAAGUGUAUAAGGGUACUCUGAAGGAUAAAACACCAGUUGCUGUGAAAACAUGUAAAGAAGAUCUUCCUCAGGAACUGAAAAUAAAGUUUUUAUCUGAAGCAAGAAUACUGAAGCAAUAUGACCAUGCGAAUAUUGUUAAGCUUAUUGGAGUAUGUACCCAAAGGCAACCCAUUUAUAUAGUCAUGGAACUUGUGCCAGGUGGUGAUUUCCUGUCUUUCUUAAGAAAAAAGAAGGAUGAUAUGAAAACCAAGCAGCUUGCAAAAUUUUCCUUUGAUGCAGCUUCUGGGAUGGCCUACUUGGAAUCUAAAAAUUGCAUUCACAGGGACCUAGCAGCACGCAACUGCCUGGUAGGUGAGAAUAAUGUUUUGAAAAUCAGUGACUUUGGCAUGUCUCGUCAAGAGGAUGAUGGAAUAUAUUCAUCUUCUGGUUUAAAGCAGAUCCCAAUUAAAUGGACUGCCCCAGAGGCUCUCAACUAUGGCCGGUACAGUUCGGAGAGUGAUGUAUGGAGUUUUGGAAUACUUCUCUGGGAAACAUUCAGCUUAGGAGUGUGCCCGUACCCAGGAAUGACCAAUCAGCAAGCACGUGAACAAGUGGAAAAGGGAUACCGAAUGUCUGCUCCACAGAAUUGUCCUGAGGAAGUGUUCAGAAUAAUGCAAAAGUGUUGGGAAUACAAACCAGAGAAUCGUCCAAAGUUCAGUGAAAUGCAGAAAGAACUUUCUUUAAUCAAAAAGAAAAUAACAUAGUGGUAACCGGUCAUGGACUUUCGUUGUUUUUUUUUUUUUAUCCUAGUAGCCUAUUCUGGUGUGUUUUUCCCUACACCCAGGGACUUAACCAAAUACUCUGUUUGCUGCCAUAUUUAGUUUUUCUGCAUAUGCCUUGAUUAUUAAAUAUCAUAAAAGGCCCCACCAUAUGGCAGCAUUUUUAUGUCUUGUGAGACUUCACUAAACAAUGUCAAUAUAAAAACUUUGUACAUAUCACCCUAACCUUCAAAGUAAUGCACUAUAAUCCCCAACGUUUUCAAACAUUUAACCGCUUACUAGUUCACUAACAGUACUGCACAUUGUGCUAUUAUUUAUCAUUGUCCAUCUUCCGUUUCCAGAGAUGGGGAUAAAGAAAGCUUAACCUUUGCACCGUCCUAUAAGUAUGGACCAUAGUUUGAUGUUGACUAAUGUAACUACUGUGGUUUCCUGCCUGCUUUUGUAAUAAGAGAAUGAACUCUCAAGAUUCAGUUUCACAAUACCACUGUGACUAGACAUUACCCUCUUAUCAGUUUGUGUUCCCUUUAAUGCACUUUUAAAAUACAGUACCUGCGACCUGUAUACAUCGACUUAGAAACCAUUUAUUCAACACAUUAUUUUUUUUAAAAUUGGAUUGAAAAUGGUGUAUUGUCAAAAAUGAAUAAUUUAGGGCAUUUUAAAGGCUUUUCAGGAUCAGCUUAAGGAAUAGAUAUUGUGCUAAACAUGCUUUUUGCCUAUUGUUUUAAUCAGGAAAAAUAUUUUGUUUUGAUAUUUCUUUAAACAGGCAAACUGAGGUUUUUUCAUGUUUGGUCCUUACGGUAGAUAAUUACCAGAUAAACAGAAGUCCAUUAUCUAGGAGGAUUAUCUGUUUGCAAAUGAGAUAAUUAGAUCACAAGUAAAGACCAAACUUGGAGUAGAUUGACCUCCCUCUCUGCCCUGUUUAGCUCAGUAAAUAAUGGAACCCAUAGAUUUUUUGUGAUUAGAACAAUAGGUGCCAAGUUCAGCCCAAGCCCUAUUCAUUAAACUGUUGAAGAAAGGCUCAUACUGCCUCUUUAAAGGCAUCAGACAGCGCUUGUGGCCUUUAUAUCCCAUGUUAUGUUAUUUGAAUUCAUUUUAACAAAAGGAACUAAAAGAUUU